AGUACAAUCUUUAAAUCAAAUCAUUAAACAUUAUGUCGCGGUUUCGAAACCUAAUGCUGCCACUGGCCACGCUGCUGGUGCUGGGCAUGCACGAUGCCGUUAAUGCCAACUACAAUACGAACAUGUUCCUCAAUGGCCAAUACCAGAAUGAGAUCAAAGAGCAGCCCGAAACACAUUACUCCGUGAAUCCCGCAUCGAAUGUCUUCCUCCACCACGCGGUCAUCAGUCGACAGGCAUCGCCAUUCCAGGCGCCGACAUAUCUGCCUCCGCUGGAGCAACUCAAAUGCGGCAAUGGACAGCAGUGUGUGCGCCAGGAUCAGUGCAUCAAUGGCUACUACAGUCAGCAGCUGCCAAAGAUUCAGAACUGCAGUCCCGAGUCGAACAUUUGCUGCACCUACCGUCCAGCACCGACGACAACGACAACCAGAAGAACGACGACAACAACCACACCUACACCAUUUGCCACCUGUCCACGUGACUCCGAUUGUGUGGCUCCACAAGAUUGUCGCAAUGGCGAAAUCAGCGCCAUCAACUAUGUGAAAAAGCAAGGGUCCAAUCGCUGCUAUGCCCCCGAGGUCUGCUGCCGCAUGCCAUCGACCACGCUGACCGAGGAUGGCUACAUCUUCAACCUGCCCGACAAGACCUUCCCGCUGCCCACCAACCCCACCGUGCCCGCCGUGCGCACCACCCAGCCCGCCUACCGCCCACAACCCACCACAGCAGCGCCCGCUCCCCGCCCCACCAACGAGUAUCUGCCACCGACGACCACACGUCGCCCUUCGGUCGAUUAUCUGCCACCCCAGACCACACGUCGUCCCACCUAUCAGCCACAGCCGACGCAGACGCGCGCCACUCUGCCACCACGCCCACAGACGACACAGCCACCCUACCGCCCACAGCCGACGCAGCCAGCGCCAACACAGCCCGCCUACCGUCCACAGCCCACGCUACCCACACGUCGCCCCACCAACGAGUAUCUGCCUCCAGUGUCCUCUAACGAGAUUCCCCAUCGCGAGCCACGUCCCACGCAGCCACCACGCUACGAGCCCGACCGUGUGCAACAACCCUCGAAUGAGAAGCCCGUCUAUCGCGGCGAGGAUCAACUGUCGCCCCAGAUCUUCCCCACUCCCCAGGCUGUAGAGGUGCCCAAGCAUUUCGCCAAGUGCGCUUCCGCUUUGGUCUGCACCCCGGAGAACUAUUGCAAUGCCAUCGGUGUGCUAAGCGAGACGCCACUGCAGCUGAGCGCCAUGGAAGCUGCGUUCCGUGUGCCACUCACCGAUUGUCUGGUGCCCGAGAGCGGUGCUCCCGGCAAGUGCUGUCGCGAUCCCAACUACGUUGAUCCCUGGCCCGUCAAUCUCGCUGGAGUCUGUGCCACACGCAACAGGCGUACCAAGCCUACGGGUGUGAAGGACAUUGAUGCCAACUUUGCUGAGAUCCCUUGGCAAGCAAUGAUUCUGCGUGAGUCGAGCAAGUCGCUGCUCUGCGGCGGUGCCAUCAUUGGCGAUGAAUUCGUGCUGACCUCCGCCAGCUGUGUGCAAGGCGUGCCAGUUAACGAUGUGCGUAUCAAGGCCGGCGAAUGGGAGUUGGGCAGCACCAACGAACCUUUGCCCUUCCAGCUGUCGGGUGCCAAGACCAUCGAGGUGCAUCCCUCAUAUGAUCCAUCGAGCAACUCCAAUGAUAUGGCCAUCAUCCGUCUGGACAAACGUUUCGAGUUCGCCACCCAUGUGCAGCCCAUCUGCAUCAGCGACGAGGAUCCAGGAGCAUCCGAGCACUGUGUCACCACCGGCUGGGGCAAGCAAGCGCUGUCAAUCCAUGAGGAGGGCGCCAUCAUGCAUGUGACUGAGACGUCGACGCAAGCGCGCAGCAAUUGCGGAGCCGAUGGCACUGGAGUCUGCAGCGCCACCAAGUUCGAUGCCUGCGAAUUUGAUGUGGGCAGCGCGUUGGCUUGCGGCAGCGGUUCCAAUGUGAAGCUCAAGGGCAUCUACAGCGCAGAGUCCAACUGCGGCGAGAAUCAAUCAGUGCGCUUCUCCAAGCCCGAUAUCAAAUGGAUUAACCAACAGUUUGCCGAUCGCAGCAAGCCGCUGCUGCUCAAGCGUUUCUAGAGCGUAACCAACGUAAUAAGCAGACAAUGAAGAUUAGGAUGAACGAAAGAAUGACGCUGCGGAAAUCCAUGAAGCGACAGCUCAACUGUUGCGCACACGUUUUUAUUAGUUGAACUAUUUUUAAUUUAGCCAACUUUUGCACACUGCUGUUGAAAAGUCUUCCACCACCAAACCCCACCCCACCACAACCACCUCAACACACACUACCACACUCACACACUCAACACACAUCACGCACAUACAAUACUAUAUAAACUAUGAUCAUAAUCAUUGACAGUCCCCACUUUCUAAUUUAUUCAAAAACAAGCUCUGCCCCCGUUUAGACUUCUCUCACUCCACACUUGUUUAUUUUGUUUGCCAACUGCCAGCAAAUUUCAAUUCUAUUUUUUGUUUCUAUAAAUAUCUAAUAAUGUAGUUCAAAUAAGCGUCAACAAUUUUCCACUGUUGUAUUUCGAAUGCUCACUGAAGUCCAGCAAAGUUGUAAAAUAUUUAAUUUUAAGUCUUAGUUUCUACGGACAAGCCUCGAUAUAAAAUGCCAAUAAUACACGGAUGAACGACAACAAUAACAACAAAUCCAGAAUACCCCGAAAAUAUCCCUCCACAUAUAAGAAAUUGAGAUUAUAAAAGUAUAGAAUUUUUUGUCGAUUUUUUCUACUACAUUUACUUACUACUCGUACCUAGGCUUAAGAAUCUCUCCCUUAGCCGUGCACCCUUCACAAACACCCACACCCACACACCGUAUCCCUGAAUCGAUCCCGAGAUUUACAGUUAUUUAAAAACAAAAACAAAGCUUUUUCCUAUAUCGUAAAUCUCUAAAUCGUAAAUAUAUAUAAAAUAUGUAUAUGUUAAACAUGUUGUAUAAAGUGUCUAUGCAUCUAAAUUUAGCUUCUUAUUUAAUUUUUAAAUAAAGAGAAAUUAUUUAGAAUAUA
Messenger RNA from Drosophila sulfurigaster albostrigata, 3031 nucleotides. It is a transcript of the gene scaf, whose product is annotated as inactive serine protease scarface. The transcript is spliced from 6 exons. Gene Ontology annotation, biological process: proteolysis. Bases 33 to 2102 code for a protein of 689 amino acids. Lineage: Eukaryota; Metazoa; Arthropoda; Insecta; Diptera; Drosophilidae. Gene Ontology annotation, molecular function: serine-type endopeptidase activity. The record is from RefSeq and is a predicted model, not a curated record.